Messenger RNA from Trichomonas vaginalis G3, 207 nucleotides. RefSeq lists its product as uncharacterized. The transcript has a single exon. Gene Ontology annotation, biological process: ribosomal small subunit assembly; maturation of SSU-rRNA; translation. NCBI's taxonomy places the organism in Eukaryota, Parabasalia, Trichomonadida, Trichomonadidae. Gene Ontology annotation, cellular component: ribosome; cytosolic small ribosomal subunit. Gene Ontology annotation, molecular function: structural constituent of ribosome. The coding region runs from base 1 to 207 and encodes 68 amino acids. The record is from RefSeq and is a predicted model, not a curated record.
AUGGAAUCCACACAGGAACAAGUUAAGUUAGCUGUUGUCAAACAGGUUAUCGGCCGUACAGGAUCACGCGGUGGUGUCACACAAGUUCGCGUUGAAUUCCUUGAUGACUCAAACCGCUCCCUUGUCCGCAAUGUUAAGGGUGCUGUCAGAGAAGGUGAUAUCCUUUCACUUCUCGAAACAGAACGUGAAGCUCGCCGCCUUAGAUAA